Closterium sp. NIES-65 is the source of this 861-nucleotide messenger RNA. Lineage: Eukaryota; Viridiplantae; Streptophyta; Zygnematophyceae; Desmidiales; Closteriaceae. The record is from the annotation of a GenBank genome assembly.
AUGCACCCUUUUCCAAGCGGACCCCCUCCCAUGACAGACAACGACCCACCCACGGUACGGCUUGAAGGUCAGACUGCUUGCCAUAAGAGGGGGAAGGAGGGAAAAGGGAAGCGAGAUGGGAAGGGGGAUGGGAAGGGGGAUGGUAAGGGGGAUGGGAAGGGGGAUGGGAAGGUGGAUGGGAAGGUGGAUGGGAAGGUGGACGGGAAGGUGGAUGGGAAGGUGGAUGGGAAAGGGGAUUACACUAGAACCUCCCCAGGGUCCACCUUUCACAUCCACCUGCGCUUGGGCAGCCAGCCGCUGAAGGCAACAGAGGCGUGGAGCGGCACAGACAAGGCUCCCACAUCUCCCAAGCCCUCCACCCUUCCCAAGCCCUCCACCCUUCCCAAGCCCUCCACCCUUCCCAAGCCCUCCACCCUUCCCAAGCCCUCCACCCACCCUUCCCAAGCCCUCCACCCACCCUUCCCAAGCCCUCCACCCACCCUUCCCAAGCCCUCCACCCACCCUUCCCAAGCCCUACACCCACCCUUCCCAAGCCCUCCACCCACCCUUCCCAAGCCCUCCACCCUGCCCAAGCCCUCCACCCUGCCCAAGCCCUCCACCCUGCCCAAGCCCUCCACCCUGCCCAAGCCCUCCACCCUGCCCAAGCCCUCCACCCUGCCCAAGCCCUCCACCCUUCCAAAGCCCGUUCUUGCCCCAGAUACUCCCACCUUGGACAUACCCCACCCCACCUUUCGCAUACCCCACCCACCUGCACUUGGGCAGCCAGCCACUGAAGGCAACAGAGGCGUGGAGCGGCACAGCCGAGGCAUCGGAACCAUCCUCAAACUUUCCCAGAACCUUCCGGGACAUGAGGUACAGUGA